AUUCCCUACACGCUGGGUGAAUCGAGAUGUGGCCAACAAAGUUGCUGCUCCGCGCCAACCGGACUAGCAGCGAAUAGCGAGGCCUAAACAGUAACUGCUAAAGUAAAGAUAGCCCGCGAUACACGUGCAGGUUCACAGCAGAUUGAAACACAUUGGUACUUGGUUUCCAGUUCGCUCCUGUCUCCAUCUAUCACCGUGCGAGCUGACUUACCAUCAUGCCAGGGAGAAGGAAGAGCAAAAACCCGAGUGCGAAAGGCUUGCUGACUUGUGAGAUUGCGCUGUUGGACGAUUCGAGCUUUCAGCAGGUCUACAAGAGCAAUACGCUUGGACAAGAUGUGUUCGAUGCAGUCUGCAGAACUCUCGAAGUCCUGGAAGUGGAGUAUUUCGGCUUGCAAUACAGCACAAGCACUGGCGUACCGGCGUGGCUGGACUUGACCAAACCAGUGCGCAAGCAGGCACCAGUUCCCAGGAGUGGAACGCUUCAGCUGGAGUUCCGCGUGAAGUUUUUCGUGCGGAAUCCCAAUCAGUUGCAGGAUGAGUACACAAGGUAUCUGUUCGCUCUUCAGCUUAGACGUGACAUUUACACGAAGCGGUUGCCAUGUUCUCACGAGCCUGCUGCAAAGCUGCUGGCUGUCCUGGUGCAAGGUGACUUGGGUGACUUUGACCUGGCAGAGCAUCGUGAUAACUACACUACUGGCAUUGACCUGCUUCCAGACCAGAGUGUGGAGGUGGUUAGGGCGGCAGAGGCGCACCACCAGUCGUCUUGGUGUCGGAACCUCACUCCUGCCGACUGUGACUUCAUCUUUGUUGACAUGGCACGUCGCUUGCCUCUCUAUGGCCUGGAGAGGUACCCAUUGGAUCCUGCGGGCACCCGAGGGCAACAGCACUUCUUAGCUUGCUCUUACGAAGGCAUGUCGGUUCUUGUGUUUGACGAGCGGCCAAACUUGUUCUCCUGGCCUUGCAUCAGCCGUCUGUCCUACAGGGGAAAGCGUCUCAUUAUGCACCUGCAUAAAAUGCCAAAUGUUCCUGUGGGAUUCCUGUUCGAGUCGAAGAAGCUCUGCAAACGGUUUUGGCGGUUUGCAGUCGAGCACCACACAUUCUUCAGGAGAGUGGCUCCACUGGGGAAAGGCGCUCACAAGAAACGGGAUUUCUUCCGCACUGGCUCCAAGUAUCGAUUCUCUGGUAGAACACAGUCUCAGAUCAUCAGGGAAAUUCGGCAGAGGCACGAUGUCGUUCUGCGUUCACAGCGAUCAACUUCUCCUAGCUUCAAGCGGUACUCCAUGACCCGCUUAUCAUCAGCAAAGAGAAGCCUUGCUCUGGACAGGCAUGGCCCGAAAACACCAGCAAGCCCGUCCAGCAAGUCAACCGCUAGCCAGUUUGAAUUUGUCCCAGCCGUGACCAUCUCCCUACCGAGUCCCAGUGAACAUAGCCAGAGUAAAGUAGAGUCCCCGGUAUCGUCACCCAGCAGAACAGCUGUAGAGAAUGCUCCCAGUGACCAGCCGCCGCCGCAGAGCAUCACCAAGACGGAAGUGUCCACCACAAGACAGGAACCGACCUCCGAAGAGCGGCAGCCGGUCGAAGUGGCACCGAAUGGCCACGUUCUGGUGCAUCAAAUCAGAGGCUCUUCAUCGACUUCCCCAGUACCACCGGUGGACUCUGACCUCACGCCGAUGAACAUGUCGCCACGCGACACUGCAGCUAGUACAGGCGCCUUGGAACGGACAUUCUCCAAUCAGCUACGGGAAGGGCAGAUCUCGGACCUGAGCGAGCUGGUGAGACGGUUUUCAACGCCGGACUUCUCGUCAGCGUUGCCCUCAACCAAAUCAGCCAGCCCCAAUGACGAGGAGGAGAUAGGCCUUGAAGUGAGCAGGGAGACUGGAGACAGGGAUGACAAGUCGGAGAGUGAGCUGGAACAAGAUGAUGAUCGCACGCCGGCGGUCAGUGCCGAUGAGUCUUGCAUCAGUCCGCCGGAGAGCACCCUGGAGCGCCGUCGCACUGACAACCGCAAUGAGACACGUCGAGUACAGCAGCGUGCAUCACCAUCCGUCAGGCCUACCUCUCGGACUAGCGAGAUUAGCCUGUCGGACUCGUCUGAUGACAAUCUCUCAAUGAGUGAGGAGCGAACUAUCCGUGCUUUGAAGCGACGGUUAACUAGACACAGCAAGAAAAAGCCGGCGUCAAAGUCGUUCUACAUCUCUCAGGAACUGCGCGACACAGAGCGGUCUUACGUUGCCGAUCUGGACAUGCUGAAUGUGAAAUUCCGCAAUGCUAUUCAGACGGCCGGCGCUCUGUCUGAGGAGAAGACGAACGAGCUGUUUGAGCAGCUGGAUGAUCUCUAUGCCUUUCACAUUGAGCUGUUGGUGGAGCUGGAAAACCGCAUGGCCUUUUGGGAAGGAAGAUCGCCCGAUCAUGAUCCGACACACUACGGAUACAUCGGUGAUAUCAUGGCAAAGAGGAUGUCUGGCAUGCGUAUCUACACACCCUACAUCAUGGACCAGAGCCGUCUUCUUGGACUUGUUCAGCAGUGGGCGGAUGAGAACGCCAAGUUCCGAGAUCUCUAUAACAGCUUUGAGGCAGAGCAGUGUCACUUGCCACUACUGGAGUUCUUCAACCGACCAAUGCAGCGCAUGGUUCACUACAAGCUACUGCUUGGUCGCCUGAUCAAGACCUAUGAUCCAUCCCAUCAGGAUAUAGAGAAUCUAAAAUCUGCUCACCAAGCUGUCAGCGAUGCUGCAGACUAUACCAAUCGGCAGUGCAGGAUUGCUGAGAAUGAGAAGAAACUCGAGGAGCUGCAACGCGAACUGUCCGGCAUAGAGAACUUGGUGAAGAAGGGAAGGUAUCUAGUGCGGGAAGGUCGCCUGCUGAAGGUGGGCAAGAACGGACCGAGACAACGGCACUUCCUGCUAUUCAAUGACUUACUGUUGUACGUUACACCGCGAGCUAUCGGCCUUCCCCAGGUCAAGUCAACCAUCUCCUUGAAGGACUCCAGAGUGGAGGUAUGUCAGGACGGCAAUCCGUAUGGCGAGAAUGCCUUUGCGUUCUUCACGCGCAAUAAGUCCUUCUUCCUCAUCGCACGCUCAGUGAGAGAGCGGGACGUGUGGGUGGAGGACAUCAACUCAUCCAUUGAAGACACGAAUGGCGCGCCGGACUCGUCACGGACACCCUCUGUAUCCGACUUAGGACAGAUCAAUGUGUCAAGUAACGUGUCUAGCCUGCAGUCGACCGAGAACAUCGUUCUGUCUGCACCACUGCUGCUACCGUUUGAAAUGUACGAUGAGUGCAAGCGCUGUAGAGCGGAGUUCACGUUGACUAAGCGUAGGCACCACUGUAACGGCUGUGGAGAGGUAAUGUGCUCCACGUGUCUGAAGCAUUCGGCCGUGCUGCCGUUCUACGGCACGGUGAAGAAGCGACGCGUCUGCCGAGAUUGCUACCAGAAGUUCCAAGCUUUCCGCAGGAGUGAUAGCAAGGAUUUGACGGAGACUCUCGCCUCCGUGUCGACCAGCGCUGCUUGGAAGACAAAGCCAGGCAGCAACUCGUACAGCAGUCCCACACACAGCUACGCCAGUGGCAGUGGUCACGAGGACCUGCGCUCGUUCAGCAUCCACGCUCGCCUGUCCAGCGACACAACGGCCAGCCGUGGUUCGCUGGUGUCUGACGAGGGUAGCAUGUGGAGCAGCGAUACAGCGUCGCGUACGGGUAGCUUCAGGGGCGGUGUGCGUGUCUCCAUGCCCAACGGCUUAGAUGCCUACCCUGGAGAGUCGCUGACCGAGCUCAGCGAGAUACCUGAUGAGGUCCAGGCUGGGAAUACUUCACCACCACCUCAAGCCGACACUCCUUCUCCUUUAGCAGGCGAAGGCAGUGGUGCUGGUGCUGGUGGUAGUGGUGGUGCACGUGCCAGAGCACAGACAAUGGAUCCACACCUGGUCAGUGCCAAGAAGAGCAUGGGCAUGCCGUUCAGAGGUCCGUCCAUGUCACCGCUGCGGCGCAACACGUCGCUGCGUUAUGACACGGCCAAGCGCAUGCGUCAGCGCAACCAAGGUGUCCUGGAUGAUGAGCGUAUGCUGUCAUCAGUAGCAAACCACAUGAGCGGGCAUCUGCUGUGCAAGCUACACGAAGUGGAGGGUCACCCGUGGAAGCGCUACUGGGUGGUGUGCACCAGCUUCAGCCUCUUCUUCUACAAGACCCACCACGAAACCAAACCACUGCACACUAUGGCUCUGCCUGACUAUGAGUUCAGCGUGGUUGGACCGACUGAUGGAGCUCUCUGCGAACUGCCACACAGCUUCAAGCUCAGCAAUGGCAGCAGUGCCAGUUGUUUCGUCUCUGACAGCUCGCAUGCGCUGGACAGGUGGACGGAGGUCAUCACGAGCUGUCGUGCCGGGCCCAGCCGAGGGUCGACGUACCACAUUAUUAACGCAUAAACGAACCCCCGCUAUCGUCUUUGCCUUUCAAAUUUGGAAACCUUUUUUUUUCUUUUUCAAACGUUCACAGGUCUAUUGUUAACCGUUUAUUUUCCUCUUCCUGGACAUAGGGUGAAUGGCAAUUUUGAGUAAUUUAAAUUAUAAACGAUCUUCUAGCUAUCA
This is a messenger RNA of Sycon ciliatum, 4583 nucleotides long. RefSeq names its product FERM, ARHGEF and pleckstrin domain-containing protein 2-like. Gene Ontology annotation, molecular function: metal ion binding; guanyl-nucleotide exchange factor activity. Lineage: Eukaryota; Metazoa; Porifera; Calcarea; Leucosolenida; Sycettidae. The record is from RefSeq and is a predicted model, not a curated record. Gene Ontology annotation, cellular component: cytoskeleton.